AUGAUAGCGCAAUCGUCCCGCAGCAAGAGACUAACCGCACUUCCUUGCUUACUCGGGGACCCAUCUACCGACAUGCCUGCUACGCACCUCGUGCUUGCCUUGAGCGCCAAGGCUCGAGUUCACCGUUUCACAAAAGUUGAGGACAACCGAAAGGGCUAGAACAGCGGCUGACGCUCUUGCUGUAUGGACCGUCCCAUGACAUCGCAGGUCGCGUGUCAGGCUGAGACUUUGGUGGUGUGACGAAAGUGCAGAGACUUCAAUCGAGUUCUACGCGAAAUAUCGAAUGUUAAGCAAAGCCGGACUGUUUCCUCACGACGAAAUGUCAAUCUAUGCUUGGCUACGGCAGUAGUGGUUUCUCAGCGGGCCGGUUGUAUUGUGACCCCGUGUAUAAAGCGUUCUUUUUGCCAGCCGUCCUCCUGUAAUCUGCUCGGCUGACCGUGCGGGUUAUUUACCGUGCUGACUUGGCUGUUGCCCCCGUUUCCCUCUCGCCGCUGCCCCUCAGCCGCCCAGGUGCAUGUUCGUGCCACCCCUAUUCCAUCCCAACGUCUUUCCGUUGUGCACCAUCAGCUUCCGGAAAGUAAUAACCACGAAAAAUGGGGGGACUGUCGCCAUAGUAAAUAGGACGAAAACACACAACAACACACAUCCCCGGUGGCGAGUAGAUAUCGCCAUGGUGGCCAUCACCACAAUUAUACGGAAUGACCUGCCCGAGUGAAGCCUACCUCGUACCGUGUGUACUUGCACAUACGUAGUCAGUUGUUUCUCUAGACAUGAAGCGCUACACCUCGUAUUCUUCGUGAGAACCACAGUAGUGCGCACUUGUGUGCGCGCUUCCCACGGGGCUACAGGUUGUCCGCGAUACCCCGUCUGUACUUUUGCUUCGUUGGCGCCGUCCUCCCUUUCAGGGUGUCAAGAACUCAAGCCAGGUGCUGCUAGCGUUGGUGGGUCUUGCUGCUGUGCAGUCGAAAGUUGUGUACGCACCUUUCCUGCACCAGGCGCAUACUGUUGGCUUCUAAACCGCUGACGGCUUUUGAGUGUUGUUUAUUUCUAGUGUGAAAGAGAGCCCACACCCUGACUGUAGUGUUGCUGCUGCAGCUUCCAGUCUAACCUGCCGCGUUUUCGACGACGUAAAGGCUCUAACGUCUCGUGGAGGGAAACGUCCUGUAGAUCCCUCGCUUUCGCCCUGAGCUUUUUCCUUGUCACUUGCCCCCCUGCGCUUGUUGAUGGCAGUAUGUUCUACGAGGACGAAGCAUGGACACCGAGCACUACCAUCAAGCCAAUGCUGCAAGGGAUUUACGUUUUUUUGGACCAUCCAGACCCCAACAAUCUUGCCCAAACAGAGGCCUACCAAGUGUUCGUCUAAGUGGUGUCCAAUGACACUAUCCGCUACUUCAAGAAAUCGGUGCUGCAGCAAUUUCUGUAACGUUGGUGAUUUUGCGAGGCGGGUUUAAGUGGUUUGCCAUCCGCUACUCUUUGAUCCACGCGCGUGCUUGGGUUGU
Molecule: messenger RNA, 1499 nt
Organism: Ectocarpus sp. CCAP 1310/34
Lineage: Eukaryota; Phaeophyceae; Ectocarpales; Ectocarpaceae
Source: the annotation of a GenBank genome assembly